ACUUGCCGCCACCCCAGCGCCUCUAUGAGAACUUGCAAUGUAAGUAUGUUAUACGCGUGGUUCGUUGUCGAAGGAUACCAAAGAAAAUUCCGAUAAGUAUUUCGAAGGAUUCGUCGAUUGCGGGACGAUACCCACCAAUACCCACGAAAGGUUAAAGAGGACCGAACUAGACUGACUGUCAGUUAUGGCGAGUAACGUGUUAACGCGUUUAAGUAACGUUUUACGAAGACUUGAACAAACUAUUGAGGUUAUUUUAUGGCAGAGGUUUCCCCCAGGGACAUUAUGCGCUAUGGAUGUACACGUUAAUAGCGGAUCUUCAUCGGUUUAUAAUCCAAAUUCGAUUUCUCUUAAAAAUAUAUGGGAUGACGGAUUUUUGUGGGCUGUACCAAAAAGUCGGCGAACCAUAGAAAAAAGAUUGAAACGAAAAUUUGGCCAUCCCAUAUAUAAUUGGAAGCCUUUGGUCCCAAAAACAAAUCUUUUAAUGUGCAAUAAUUGCGGUCAUUAUCACGAAGCUGGACUUCUCUGCCAGCACUGUUACGACGUGGUCAAAAAGGAAACGAAAGAAAUGCAGGAUGAAAUUGAGAAAAAUUUAGGUGUGAAUCCUAUCGAAGAAAAGGUUAUUGUUAUUUAUGAUGGAGAAAAAGAAGGGAAACCAGAUGAUUAUUGGAAGGGCCAACGAGUUGUAGAAAUGCCCAAGAAACGGCCAUCCUGGUUUCAUCAAAAUUUACUGCAGCCAGCUACGCAAGAAACAUCUGAAAAUACCGAAGUUAAACCUACGGAGUUGGCUUAAAACUUGCCAUUGCUUGAAGUUAUUUUACUGUUCACGGUAUAGAAUUUUGCGUGAUUUAUUAUGCAUCUUAUACGGUUUAAUGUAGUCCAGAGAUUGUCAAUCAAAUUAAUAAAUAUAAGUAUUUACAAAUAUAA
Messenger RNA from Orussus abietinus, 924 nucleotides. It is a transcript of the gene mRpL32, whose product is annotated as 39S ribosomal protein L32, mitochondrial. Bases 185 to 790 code for a protein of 201 amino acids. Gene Ontology annotation, molecular function: structural constituent of ribosome. Gene Ontology annotation, cellular component: mitochondrial large ribosomal subunit. NCBI's taxonomy places the organism in Eukaryota, Metazoa, Arthropoda, Insecta, Hymenoptera, Orussidae. Gene Ontology annotation, biological process: translation. The record is from RefSeq and is a predicted model, not a curated record. The transcript has 4 exons.